CUAACCCGUCGCCGGUCGUUUGUGCGCCGUGUUUACAUGAUGGUCGCGUCUGUUAACGACCCUCUUCACUGGUUCUAGCUGGUGUUACUGGUGUUACUGGUCUACAGGGCCGCGGGAUGGACUUCUGUCGGCAGCAGGUGAAGGCGGACUGCGUGGAGCUGCUCAGCCGCCUGCAGACCACCGAGUCCGUCCGCUACCAGGCGUUCUCUCAGGCGUGGAGGGACAUGCGGUUCUCUCAGGUCUUCUACGGCACUGUGAACCACAAAGAGAGGCGAGCGUUCAGCCGUCUGAUUCUGGACACCGCCUACAGCUUCUUCUUGCCUCCGUACAGCUUCCAGAUCAGAGUGGGAGGACUUUACCUGCUGUACAGCUUGUAUCACUGUCAGAUCACCUCUCCACCAGAGCAGAUCCAUCUGGCGCUGAAGGACUGGGAGGACGUGAAGAAGUUUGAAAAGGACUCCAUGGACGCUCAGCACCACGACGUCGUUUACAUCCUCCGACAGCUGUUGUCCCGCAAAGCUUUCAGCUUCACCGCCAUGCCCACUAUGCUUGUCUUCAAGAAGAAGAGGAAGGUGGAGGGCUUGAAGCUGUGUGAGGAGUUCAUGGAGCGACCGUCUCGUCCACAGGAGCUCAUCAACAUGGAGCUGCUGGAGGAAUUGUCCAACAUUGAUGAGCUCUACGGGAAGCUGAAGACUUCUGUCUCUGCGGCCUCAGAGCAGCCGGGUUCCUCCAUCAGCCUGAUCCGUAGAGACCUGGUCCCGCAGCUACGCAGCACUGUGGUGGAUUUCUACAAGUGGCAGCAAAGGAAGAGUCGUCCUGAUGAAGAUGAAGAUGAAGACAGCGGUGAGGGGACGUCAUCUCAGCAGGAGUGCUCCAAAAGAGCCCAGCGUCUCGCCUCCAUCAAAUCAAAGGCGUACGGAGAGGCAGCAGAGGCCUCCAAGUCCCGGCGUCAUCGGCAGGUGGAGGUGGAUUUCACGAGUAACGUGGCCGGACCCCCCCACUCCUCAAGUUACACCAGAACCAAUAAACCGUCUCUCAAAGCCAGAACCAAUGAGAAUGUGCACAUCUCAGGUGACUUGUGGGAAGAAGCCACAACGGCGACUCAGAUCAAGUGUCUCACCACACUGGACUUUGCUCCUGAAGGAAAACCAAAAACACUCAAAAGAUUCAAGUGGUGAUGGAGACAGAAGUCAGCCUGCAGUUUGUUUCAAAGUGUGGAUUAAGAUUUGUUAUUGUAAUAAUCUUAAAUUAUCUUAAAUGUUCUGUAUCAUAGAAGUGUGAAGGUUUUUGUUUUUUUACAUUUUAAAGUGUUUUAACUUGUUUUUAUAAUGAAUGAAACUAAAGAAAGAAUAUUGUUCUUCUGCUUUUAGUAAAUGCAGCGAUUUCUAAAAUGUAAACACCUUGAUAAAUCAUCAAUGCUGACAAACAUAAGUUUUCUUUUUGCAAUUUUAGAGCCAUCACGUACUUGCCUCUGAAGUCUUAACCAUUACAGUAAAAAGCAUAAUGUCGGAUGUGUCUACUAACUUGUGCACGUGAAAAAAGUUAAGUCGUGCUGUAACUCUAACAAUUUACAAAGUUCAUCUCUCUGGGCAACUUCUUCUGUGAAAAAGUUAUAACUUGAUUUCUGUUAUACAGUUUCACUGUUUUAUAUAAAAACUGUUGUU
Molecule: messenger RNA, 1664 nt
Organism: Anoplopoma fimbria (sablefish)
Lineage: Eukaryota; Metazoa; Chordata; Actinopteri; Perciformes; Anoplopomatidae
Gene: snapc1b
Product: small nuclear RNA activating complex, polypeptide 1b
Exons: 10
Coding region: 117-1178 (353 amino acids)
Biological process (GO): snRNA transcription by RNA polymerase III; snRNA transcription by RNA polymerase II
Cellular component (GO): snRNA-activating protein complex
Molecular function (GO): sequence-specific DNA binding
Source: RefSeq, a predicted model, not a curated record